UGACAAUUGGACACCACCAAAAAAAGAUCAUUUUAAAAACAUUCCCUCUCUUCCAAAAACACCCUCGAAACAUUCCAUAUUUACAAAACAGGACCAUCCUUCAAAUUCUCCCCCACCACCAUUGGCCCCGCUUCAUUCAUUUUCAUUCCAAACUCACAAAUUCUCAAAUCCAAAUCCAAUUCCAAUUCCAAUUCCCAAUCUUCUCAAACCCUAAUUCCUCAUCUUGAAAAUGAGAGAAAUCUUGCACAUCCAGGGAGGGCAAUGCGGGAACCAGAUCGGAGCGAAGUUCUGGGAGGUGAUAUGCGACGAGCACGGCAUCGACCACACCGGAAAGUACAGUGGCGACUCUGAACUCCAAUUGGAACGCAUCAAUGUUUAUUACAACGAAGCGAGUGGCGGAAGGUACGUUCCACGCGCCGUCCUCAUGGAUCUAGAGCCCGGCACCAUGGACUCCGUCAGAUCCGGCCCCUACGGCCAGAUCUUCCGCCCCGACAACUUCGUCUUCGGCCAGUCCGGCGCCGGAAACAACUGGGCCAAAGGUCACUACACCGAAGGCGCUGAGCUCAUUGACUCCGUUCUCGACGUCGUUCGCAAAGAAGCCGAGAAUUGCGACUGCUUGCAAGGGUUUCAAGUGUGCCAUUCUCUUGGUGGAGGAACGGGUUCUGGCAUGGGGACGCUUCUGAUCUCCAAGAUUCGGGAGGAGUAUCCGGAUCGGAUGAUGUUGACUUUUUCCGUGUUUCCUUCGCCUAAGGUUUCGGAUACCGUUGUGGAGCCUUACAACGCUACCCUCUCUGUUCACCAGCUUGUUGAGAAUGCUGAUGAGUGUAUGGUUUUGGACAAUGAGGCUCUCUAUGACAUCUGUUUCAGGACUUUGAAGCUCGCCACGCCGACAUUUGGUGACCUUAACCACCUGAUAUCUGCCACCAUGAGUGGAGUUACUUGUUGUCUACGUUUCCCUGGGCAAUUGAACUCUGAUCUUCGCAAGCUUGCUGUCAAUCUUAUCCCAUUCCCUCGGCUCCAUUUCUUCAUGGUUGGGUUUGCGCCCUUGACAUCAAGAGGAUCCCAGCAAUACCGUGCUUUGACUGUUCCUGAAUUGACUCAGCAAAUGUGGGAUGCCAAGAACAUGAUGUGUGCUGCUGACCCUCGUCACGGUCGUUAUUUGACUGCUUCAGCUAUGUUCCGUGGUAAGAUGAGCACAAAAGAGGUGGAUGAACAGAUGAUCAAUGUGCAAAACAAGAACUCUUCAUACUUUGUCGAAUGGAUACCUAAUAAUGUGAAGUCCAGCGUGUGUGAUAUCCCACCUAAGGGUCUUAAAAUGGCAUCCACUUUCAUUGGUAACUCGACUUCAAUCCAGGAGAUGUUCAGGAGAGUUAGUGAGCAGUUCACGGCUAUGUUCAGGCGCAAGGCUUUCUUGCACUGGUACACCGGGGAAGGAAUGGAUGAAAUGGAAUUCACCGAGGCCGAGAGUAACAUGAACGAUCUUGUUGCUGAGUAUCAGCAGUACCAGGAUGCUACUGCUGACGAGGACGAGUAUGAGGAGGAGGAAGAGGAAGAAGAGAUUGCUGCUUAAGGCGCCUCUCUUAUUUGUCAAAAAUUGUUUCAAAUAUCGAUAUGGUUGGCUUUGAACGAGUGGUGUAAGUUUAAAUUGUGCAGUCAAAUUAGAUUGACUCGUUAAUGUGUAUGCUUAUCGUUGAUUGUUGACAUUGUAUAAACUGGGUUUUGUUGACAAUGCUUAUGUUCUUGAGAGAUCAAGUCAUGGAUGUUUGUAAUAGUUAAUGACUGGUCUCGUUUUCUUCCCCCCUUUUGAUAUCUUGAUUAUAGUAAGUUACCUCUGAAUUAAAAAUACAAGUGUCUAUGAAAUUGUA
This is a messenger RNA of Glycine soja, 1865 nucleotides long. Its product is annotated as tubulin beta chain. Bases 230 to 1570 code for a protein of 446 amino acids. The record is from RefSeq and is a predicted model, not a curated record. Gene Ontology annotation, cellular component: cytoplasm; microtubule. The transcript is spliced from 3 exons. NCBI's taxonomy places the organism in Eukaryota, Viridiplantae, Streptophyta, Magnoliopsida, Fabales, Fabaceae. Gene Ontology annotation, molecular function: GTP binding; GTPase activity; structural constituent of cytoskeleton. Gene Ontology annotation, biological process: microtubule cytoskeleton organization; mitotic cell cycle.